AUGAGUCUGAACCCUGUGCAGGUGAUGGGUGGACAAGUCAAGGAGCUCAAAGAUGCCCCGUCUUCCAACGGCGACAGCAGAAGCUCAUGGGAACAGAAAGAAGAGUUGAACCAAGACAAGCUGGGACUUACCACCAAAGCAGAGCCAGUGACAGGGAGACGAGUCCGGAAGGUGGAGGGAGCCAUGUUCUUCCCAAAGCCAGAGAAUGCGGUGACAAUCGCUGUUUCCUCUCGGGUCUUAUUUCGAACAGAGAAGGAGCAGAAGGUGUUUGAACAGCAAGGCAUAGAGGAAUAUCUGAGGUACCAAAUCGAGCAUGAGAACGAACCUUUUGCUCCUGGACCUGCUUUCGCUUUUGUCAAGGCUUUGGAGGCUGUCAAUACUCAUCUGAGGGAACUGUACCCACAAAGCGAAGAACUGUUUGACAUUGUCUUGGUGACAUACAACCACGCAAAUGUAGGAAUCCGUCUCAUUAACACCAUCAACCAUCACAACUUGUUCAUUGAGAGGUUUUGUAUGACGGGGGGAAGCAGUCCUAUUGGUUACCUGAAGGCCUGGCAAACCAACCUCUACUUAUCUGCUGAUGCUGAAAAGGUCAGGGAGGCGCUGGCCGAAGGUAUUGCAGCGGCAACCAUGUUCAUGCCAGAGAAGAUGACAGCGGUGUCAGAGUCCCAACUGAGAGUGGCAUUUGAUGGCGAUGCUGUCCUUUUCUCUGAUGAGUCUGAACGCAUUUUCAAGACCCAGGGACUGGACAAAUUCUUUGAACAUGAGAGGGAAAAUGAGGACACACUACUGGAUCAUGGUCCCCUGAAGGGCUUCCUGGAGUCACUGGGGAAGCUCCAGAAAAAGUUUUAUGCCAAAGGCCAACGCAUGGACUGUCCUAUCCGCACCUACUUGGUCACAGCCCGAAGCGCAGCCAGCUCUGGGAUUCGAGCACUGAAGACACUCAGGGCCUGGGGGUUGGAGAUCGACGAGGCCCUGUUCCUGGCAGGCGCAGCAAAGGGCCCCAUGCUGGAGAAGAUCAGGCCGCAUAUCUAUUUUGAUGAUCAGAUGUUUCAUGUGGAGGGAGCGACAGAGAUGGGAACAAUUGCGGCCCAUGUUCCUUACGGUAUUGCACAGAAAUAUAACAGCAAGAAAAAGACUAGUGUGGGAAAAUAAACAACAGGACCUUGGAUGGUUCAGAAGAAAAAAUGGACUGAGAAAUACAAUAUAUUUCAAGGGGAGGAGUACGUUUUAUAAGCAUGGAGAGAUAUUUUAAGCAUUUAUUAUUUGGAAAUGCAUAAAGUUCAAGUAGAAGUCUGGUACCUAAGUUGGUUUAAAUGGGAAUGUCAUCAUUAAUUACUUAUUUUAAAGCCUUGGUCUACUUACUUUGGAGAGAUUUACCAAGUGAUAUGAUUGUUUGUCUCACUGCUUCUUAUCUUCAUGAAGAAGGCACUUUUUAAACCUGUCCGGCAAUGUGAAAGACCAUUGAUUGAUUAGCUCCAGUGUCCUGCUCAAUUGGGCCAUUACAAUGUAUGGUGUCAAAAGAAGCGCUAAAAGCACCGUACAAUUAGUUAGAAAUUUACUGUGGUCCACUCACCACUGAAAUUAUAAUUUAAUGUAGAAAAUUCAAGAUUUAAGGUACCAUGGAUGUUAGAACUAUACGAACUGGAGUUCAUAACAGUUUUUUAACAUGAAUUUCCUCUUAGCCUCAACUUUGUACGAUAGAUGAACUUGUUAAUAUAGCUUUUUCAAGCAUAAACGCUGCAACUUAAAUACCAGACUGCAACUUUAUUACACUCUGGUGCUUUGAGGAACAUUUCAAUGAUUUCAAUUUGUGAUGCAGUACCUAAUCUGCUCGACUGAUCUCAAAACAAAAUUAAAAUGAUCAUGGUGACUGCUACUGAUAGUAUUCUCUGAGGCAAGUAGAUGAACAAAUGAGCAUAAAAGGAUUCGAAGGACUUGCGAUCUUUGUUGGAUCCACAAGGGACAAGAAAAUAAGAAAAAGGAAUGUUAUUGAAGGUAUAAUCAGUCUAGGAGCACUAAAAAGGUUAGUACUAGUAGUAAUGAUUGCAUUGCUGUCCUUUUUAUUGCAGCAAAACAUACUUGUUCGCCUUUCUUCUAAUGGUGUUGUCAUGAACUGAAAUAUUUCAUGCUGCCUGCAAGUUUUGAGAUGUAGCUCUUAGAUUCUGUUGAAUUUCUAUGAGCAUUGCACGCUCUUAUAUUGGGCUACAUUUGCUUGGACAUCCAUUACUUGGAAGUUCAGCCACAACUGGUGAAUGAUUUAUCUGACUGCAGAAUGUUUAACUCCCUAUUUGUUUUGAAAAUGUUUUUAAACCCCUUCCAGAUUGGUGUACAAUAAGAAUCUCUUCUCUGAUAAACAAUUAUGUCCUUUCCUUUUGGUAUAAACCUGCAUUGAUAUACACUACACCUGUCUGCUCCAGACCAGUAAACUGGCAAAGCAUUUGCUUUUGUAGAGUGCUGUAGACCUCCUGCUGACCACUUCAUCGAUGAUGAGUAAUGAUUAGCACUUCUUGAUGAAGUGCAAGUUCGAGGGUAAGUGCAAGUAAUUCUCUAAACUCCUAUGGACCCAGUAAGAGGAGUACUUAUGUGUGGCGCUGUGUGUGUCCAUUUCUGAAGGAUGCAGCCACGUUGCCAUAGGCAAACAAGAACAUGCCCACAUACUGUAUGUCAAUCAAAGUUAGCUGUGGCUGCCAGCUCUUUCAGCUCUUUCCCUCUGCUUAAUAAUCAGAUGUCAGACGUUGAUGUUUUUUUUUAAAUCCCAGAUUUUUUCCCAUUUUUAUCACCCAGUGCUCCACCCAGUGAGCUAGCAUUGCUCACUCAUGUUUUUGUGAGGGUAGCUCACAUUAACUGCCCAGGGGAACACGGGGGAGAACAUGCAAACUCCACACAGAAAGGCCCUUUCACCAACCCCACCCAGGGUGUGGGUGCUGAAGUCAGGGGAGAACUUAACACACCCUCAGCACCCACAGUGUCCCUUACUCUACUGUAUCUACAAAAUAUACUGUUAAACAUUAAUGGCGAAAUCAGAAAUUACUGCUGUUUGGUCGACGCUGAGUGCUUUGGUAAGGUGGGUAACAUGACAAUUACAACUGAGGAAGUGAUGGUGGCUAGACUCUGGCUGAGCUAACUGUCAAUCAAUCAUAUUAGAAAUAAACAUAGCCUAAUGCUUUUUAUGAAUUCUUCUGGCUUGCUACAAAAAAAAUUUGUUGUCAUGGAUGUGAAAUCAAACGACUGAGACCAAGACAAUUUUUUAACCAGGGUGUAAAUAUUAUUUCUGCUCUAAAGUUGGAGAUUUUAAGAUGGAGGUCAGUUGCGAUUGACUCGCUUCUGCAGCCAGCCUCUAGUGGUCAGUCGGGGGAACUGCAACAAAUGUUAGUUCCACAUGAACCUCAACCCAGAAGUAAGAUCGCUUGGAGUUGAUCUAAGAUUCCAAAGGCAAACAGGCAAAAGUAAUAGAGGAAGAUAGAGGAAUGAAAAAUAAAGUUAUAACUUUGUUUUUGUUCAGCAAGCUGUAGUCUCAAUAGGUUUUUAUGUGAUUUGCGGUAAAGUUAUAAGGAGGGCACAUAUUUUUAAACUUCCUCACACGCCAUGUCCAGACUCAGUCCAUAUGGACCAGUAUAUCAUUUAUUAUUGCGCCACGAGGGCCUAAACACGAGAGACCAAAAGCUCAAAGUACAAGUACUCCAAACAUGUUUAUUGUUCUUUUAGACAGUUUUUGUCACAAAGAUGCAUGUCCAUGUGUUAAAUUCUCCUGAUAAGUAAGUCUUCUAUGGGACUUCUAUGAGUCCCGGAUG
Cololabis saira (Pacific saury) is the source of this 3794-nucleotide messenger RNA. It is a transcript of the gene nt5c1aa, whose product is annotated as 5'-nucleotidase, cytosolic IAa. The record is from RefSeq and is a predicted model, not a curated record. The transcript has 7 exons. Gene Ontology annotation, biological process: nucleotide metabolic process; adenosine metabolic process. NCBI's taxonomy places the organism in Eukaryota, Metazoa, Chordata, Actinopteri, Beloniformes, Belonidae. Gene Ontology annotation, molecular function: 5'-nucleotidase activity; nucleotide binding; magnesium ion binding. Gene Ontology annotation, cellular component: cytosol; cytoplasm. The coding region runs from base 1 to 1155 and encodes 384 amino acids.